AUGCGCCGGUCUAGACUGUCAAGACGACCCCCGACAAGCCGGGGCGAGAGAAGCCCGUGGGUGGAGGUAGUUUGGACCGUCACUCUCCUGAUCGCUGUCGCUUCAGUUGGCAAGGGUAAGCUCGUACAAAUUAACACCGCUCUUGUCUCAGGGGAAGAUAACGUCGACUGCUACACGGCGGAAGACAAAGGUGCGAGUUACAUCGGCACGGUCAACGUCACCGUCAACGGGCUGGUGUGCCAGCGGUGGGACCAGCAGGCACCCUGGACCCACCGGUGGAAUCCGUCCAAUCAUCCGGAUAAGAAUCUGGCCAGUAACUACUGCCGCAACCCUGACAACGGAUCCGGGCCCUGGUGUUACACCACCAACCCAGAUGUCAGCUUUGAGUACUGUAAUGUCUCUGUCUGUCCGAAUGUGACUACUGCCGUCCCCACAACGACCACAUUGGCGACAACGACCACAACAGCAACGACCACAACGGCAACAACAACCACAAUGCCAACAACAACCACGGCAACUACCACAACGGCGACAACGACCAAAUUGGCAACAACAACCACAUUGGCAACAACAACCAGGGCAGCAACAACGUCCCUGUCAGGAGCAACUGUCGUGACCACAGCAACAGCAGCGGCAAACUCAGGUCGAGACCUACCAGCUGCAGUCUCUCCUGCUGGAGUACGAAACCACACAACUUUGCUGUUAUUGCAACCUCUGAGAUGGACUCAACCACCUCCAGUUGCCAUGCCAACAGAUGAACGGAUACUGGACUGCAGAGAAGACACCAGCUGAAGCUGACCACGCCUGCUCCUUCUGU
This is a messenger RNA of Branchiostoma floridae (Florida lancelet), 817 nucleotides long. RefSeq names its product apolipoprotein(a)-like. The record is from RefSeq and is a predicted model, not a curated record. The transcript has 5 exons. Gene Ontology annotation, molecular function: endopeptidase activity; signaling receptor binding. NCBI's taxonomy places the organism in Eukaryota, Metazoa, Chordata, Leptocardii, Amphioxiformes, Branchiostomatidae. The coding region runs from base 1 to 792 and encodes 263 amino acids.